AUGUCUGAUUUAUGUCCAGUUUAUGCUCCAUUCUUUGGUUCUAUCGGUUGUGCUGCCGCCAUUGUUUUCACAUGUUUCGGUGCCUCUUACGGUACUGCUAAAUCAGGUGUUGGUAUUUGUGCCACUUCUGUCACCAGACCAGAUUUAUUGGUUAAGAAUGUUGUUCCAGUUGUUAUGGCCGGUAUUAUUGCCAUUUAUGGUUUGGUUGUUUCCGUUUUGGUUUCUGAUUCUUUGAGUCAAAAACAAGCUUUGUACACUGGUUUCAUUCAAUUAGGUGCUGGUUUAUCUGUUGGUUUGUCUGGUUUGGCUGCUGGUUUUGCCAUUGGUAUUGUUGGUGAUGCCGGUGUUAGAGGUACUGCUCAACAACCAAGAUUAUUCGUCGGUAUGAUUUUGAUCUUGAUUUUCGCUGAAGUUUUGGGUUUGUAUGGUUUGAUUGUUGCCUUAUUAUUGAACUCUAGAGCUUCCCAAGAUGUCACCUGUUAA
Messenger RNA from Candida tropicalis MYA-3404, 483 nucleotides. It is a transcript of the gene CUP5, whose product is annotated as H(+)-transporting V0 sector ATPase subunit c. The transcript is spliced from 2 exons. Lineage: Eukaryota; Fungi; Ascomycota; Pichiomycetes; Serinales; Debaryomycetaceae. Gene Ontology annotation, molecular function: proton-transporting ATPase activity, rotational mechanism. Gene Ontology annotation, biological process: proton transmembrane transport. Gene Ontology annotation, cellular component: proton-transporting V-type ATPase, V0 domain. The record is from RefSeq and is a predicted model, not a curated record. Bases 1 to 483 code for a protein of 160 amino acids.